This is a messenger RNA of Podarcis raffonei (Aeolian wall lizard), 2960 nucleotides long. RefSeq names its product vexin (gene VXN). The transcript is spliced from 6 exons. Gene Ontology annotation, biological process: neuron differentiation; neurogenesis. Gene Ontology annotation, molecular function: protein binding. The record is from RefSeq and is a predicted model, not a curated record. Bases 217 to 846 code for a protein of 209 amino acids. Lineage: Eukaryota; Metazoa; Chordata; Lepidosauria; Squamata; Lacertidae.
AUCAAACCCUGGCGUGAGCAGAAUUCAUACAAAGGCAGACUGGGGUUGAAAAUGUUGCAAUGAAGAAUGUAGAAUGAGAUGAGAUCACAGCAUCAGUCUCUCCUUUGUGGACGUGGACAAUGAUCACAGAGCCAGAUGGGAUUAGUGAAACCUAUUUACCAGAAGUUCAGAGCAGUUGCAUGAAGCCGAUAGGCAGCCAGGAGGGAGAGGUGAAAAAUGCACCAGAUUUACAGUUGCAGUGAUGAAAAUUUAGAAGUCUUCACUGUGAUUUCUUCCAAAUCAUGUAGCCCAGUCAGAAGAAAAGCCAAAAGUACUCAAUGCAUCCUGCCGAAAAAGGUGGUAGCAGUGUCUGACUAUCAUCUUCAAGGGACAGAGGAGCUGCUGUCACACCAAGGUGAUCUUAUUCAAGUCUUCUGCAAAGAUGAAGAAGGGCAGGCAUUCAGUCAUGUGCAGAACAGGCAGCAAGGAUUCUUCCCUAGUCCCUCCAAAUGUUCUGCAAGACACACUGGAAUUUCUAAACAAAGGUCAUUCUGCUAUAGCAGUAGCCUGCCAGAUGCAAAGACUUUGCAGCCGCAGGAAUCCCCAGUCUCUCAUCACAAUACAAGAUGGAUUGCAGCCACAGAACCAGCCAUGAGGGAUAGUGCAUUUGCAGACGAGCACAGAAGGUCCUUGCAGAAAAAUACUGAAGAUGACAUAAGCCCAACUCAAGGAACGGAGGAGGCCUCUUUACCUCUAACGGGCAGCAUUUUGCAUGGAACACCAAGCCUCCUGCGGAAAAUAUGGAUGAAACAUAAAAAGAAGUCGGAAUAUUUGGGGGCCACAAACAAUGCCUUUGAGGCAGACUGACAACCCUCAGCCUUGCUUGUGCAAGCAGAGGGUUCUUCAACAAAAUACAGAACGCUGUCACAUUUACCUGAUAACGGAUGUAGUGUGGCACAUACUUAUCCCACAAAACAAAACAAAACAAAACUUCUACAGAAUCCACGGGGGGUGGGGUGGGCGAGUUUAAAGACUGCAUCCUAUGCAAACAAUUCAGCUCAUAUAUUUUGCACAUGCUUCUGAUAUGCUUCUUGUUAACAGAUUCAACUGUGAUCAUUGCAUCAACCCAGCAUUUCUUAUUCUAUCCUGGUUCAUCUGGAUUUGUUGGAAAAGGCCAAGAGAAAUUACUGUAUCCUCAACAGACCUCACGUCAAUGACACCGUGCCAUUUAAAGUACAGUCCUGCAAUUUAUCAUGUGAUGCUACUUCGGCAAAUGAUUUCUUUAAAUCAGUGAUAUGCAGGCUUUCAGGUUCAGAAUCAACUUGUUUGCUUAGGAACCUCUGAGCAUGACAGAGGAUUUGCAGAAGAAUUCUACUGCAAUCAUUCAGUUCACCUAAAUAAACUGUUCACUUACUGUUGCACCACAUCAACAGAGAGUGCACCCUUGCACAGAGAUGAAGGAAUCUGUGGCGCUCCAGAGAUUCCUGGACUCCAGCCUCCAUCAGUCCCAGGCAGCAUGGCCAAUGGUCAGGGAUGAUGGGGAUUGUAGUCCAGCCCACCAUAUCAUAUGCUCAACACUCAAGGUGGUGGUCAACCUGCCUUUCCUGUUUUCUAUUACUGAUAUUCUCAUCAAUGCCUGCUCCGCUCUUUCUCACACACAUGCAAACAUUAAACUUCCAAAGAACUCUUGGGUUCUUUGGUUUGAAACUGUUGCUCUAAGCUAUGCCCAGUUACCAGAACUGGCCUUUGCUGCCUGAGGCAACGUACAAGAUGGUGUCCCUCCUCCCCAUUCGACAUACAGAAGCCAUGGAGCUGGCAGUGUAAUCUGACAUUGACACUGAUGCCAGAAAAGCAUCCUCCGCCACACCUGAGGCCAGCAGACUAACUGAGGGAUGUCAAGAUAAGCUGUGUGGGGAAGGGUCGUAGCUUUGCAUGCAGAAGGUACUGGGUUCAAUCAUUGGCAAAUCUAAGUAGGGCUGGGAAUGUCCACUGUCUGAAACCCUGGAGAGCCACUGUCAGCCAAGUUAGACUGAGCUAGAAGGACCAGUGGUCUGAUUCAGUAAAAGGCAGCUACCUAGGUGGCACACAUUCUGCCUUCCAGCACCUUGCUGGUGUUUGCUCACUGCUCUGCCUGAUGUUUGCUUGCUGCCAACUCAAGCAAAAGCUGUAACACAGCAGUAGCAAUGGGAGCAUGCAGCAUGAGAGCAGAGCAACACAUGCACACAUAUGGAAAAUCUUCUGGAAGAUGUGGGGUGGCCACCUCUUUGCCUGUUUGGCUCAGUCAAGGACCCUUCCUAAUCCUGCUAUUUGUGAUACACUGGAAGAAGGCAACUAGGUAGGACAAACAGCCAGGUUGAAAGAAUUAUCACAAGGUACCACUUGCUCAUGAAGAUGAGAAUGAUCAGAAUGACUGUACCCUGGUUUCUCUUCAGAUCAUAUAAAUCUUUCAACUUUUACUAAAGAUCAGAAUGACUGUCACUGUCCCCUAGCAUUUGCCACCUGAGGCACCUGACUCAUGGUAGGACCAGCCUGAGCAGCUGAUUUUUUUCUCAGAUUUAAAAAAAAAAUAUUAAAGAAUGCACCACUCUGUGCAGCCUUGUAUCAUCACAUCCAAAACAUUAUGUUGCCAGAUAUCGUAAUAACUAAAUUCAUUGAAUAACAGUGCAUCAGUGGCUAGUUAGCAGGAAAGUCUUGCAUGUGGAAAGGCCCCUACUUUAGCUUUUGGUUAUAUGUGAAAUAAUAGCUUUAAACAGUAUUGAGAUGGGGAAUGCGCGUUAUUAUAUAUUCUCUCAACAAUUGUUGUAUUUUAAAACAUGUUUUCUUCUAAUUUAUUUAAUUUAUAAGUCAGAGAUAUCUAAUGUCAGAUUUCAAAAAACAAAGUUGUAGUUUAAUUUUAUAUUCCCUAACACUAAUGAAGCUUUUUCUUACAUGUAGCAAGUACUUGUUUUAUUGUUCCAAAUAAAUGAUGUCCUCUUCAGGCA